Molecule: messenger RNA, 411 nt
Organism: Lottia gigantea (owl limpet)
Lineage: Eukaryota; Metazoa; Mollusca; Gastropoda; Lottiidae
Exons: 4
Source: RefSeq, a predicted model, not a curated record
GUCAAUGAUGCUGUUGGUGACAAGAUUGUCCCUGAGAUCAAUGAUGCUGUUGGUGACAAGAUUAUCCUUGAGGUCAAUGAUGCUGUUGUUGACAAGAUUGUCACUGAGGUCAGUGAUGCUGUUGGUGACAAGAUUGUCCCCGAGAUCAAUGAUGCUGUUGGUGACAAGAUAGUCCUUGAGGUCAAUGAUGCUGUUGGUGACAAGAUUAUUGUCCCUGAAAUCAAUGAUGCUGUUGGUGACAAGAUUGUCACUGAGGUCAAUGAUGCUGUUGGUGACAAGAUUAUCAAUGAUGCUGUUGGUGACAAGAUUGUCCUUGAGAUCAAUGAUGCUGUUGGUGACAAGAUUGACACUGAGGUCAAUGAUGCUGUUGGUGACAAGAUUGUCCUUGAGAUCAAUGAUGCUGUUGGUGAC